AUGGAUGAAUGGAAGAAGGGUACGACGGGGGCUCUUUCCGGCACACUCUUGGAUCUCAGGCACGAGCAGCCGUUCGCGGUCGACAAGAACCAGGCUUGGUGGGAGGGCGGUGGGCGAGGCCCCGGCGACAGUCGCGCCCAUAUGCAGCGAAGAGCUGAGGCUUUCGACGGCGAGUAUGACGAUACAAACGCCCCCACGCGAUUCAAACCGCCUCUGUACCUUAAGUGCGGCCCGCUCUUGAGAUACUGCGGCACUCGUCGCGAGAGGUUUCCCGCACGAACCCCUCGCGGCGAUAGUGUCAUGUCUGAACGAGAGACUUGGAGAGGCAGCGUCAUGAUCGUCACCAAAGACUCCGAGUCGUCCUACGAGAUCGCUCCGAUGCUUCGUCUCUUUGUCCAAAACGUGGCUCUACUGCCGCCGCCCCCUGAGCUGGUGGACGGUGAGCUGCCACCAGAGUACGUGGAUCCGAUCGCCGGCCACCCGAAACUGGGCCGAAGAGGCGAGACCUUGUACGUGCGCCCAGUGGAGCACAUAGAAGAAGCCAGAGACGUCUCGCGGGAUGAAACAGAUAAUGGCCUGUUCGAAGCGACAAGAAGCCCGCCUGAAGGGAUGCCUGCGGACGGUUCGCCGGACCUGCCUGGGUCAUUUGCCCGUCGCAUCAAGGCGGCCAACGCCGAUGGCGAGAAGAUGCAGAAGUACAAAGACGUGAGAGGCUUCCGCCUCCACAGCGAGCGAGGCUGCACCUUUUGGCGGUUCAACAUCGAAGUCGAGUUGCGUGACAAGCAGCAGCGUAUCGCGUAUCGCAUCAAUCGCGGUCCAUGCAUGGGGUUUUGGGUCCCGUGCCGAGCUCGCGCAAUGAACAUCAUGUUCUACAGCGGCAACGGCUUCGGCGCCGGCGCCAGGCCCGACGAGCUGAGCGGUCCGGACCCGAUGUGGCGGGAUGUGUUGAACACGCACCAAACGCAGCCAUUCCACGUCAUGAUUGGCGGCGGCAACCAAAUUUUCAACGAUCCUGUCGCGUAUGAGUGUGGUCUCCUCAGCGACUGGCUCGAAAUGAGGGAUCCUCUGGAGAAGGAAAGCGCGCCAUUCACAGUUGAGAUGCAAGACGAACUGGAAGCAUUCUAUCUCGAGCGCUACUGCAUGUGGUUUUCUCAGGGCCUCUAUGGGCUCGCCACCUCGCAGAUACCAAUGGUAAACAUGUACGACGACCAUGAUAUCUUGGACGGCUACGGGUCUUAUCCCCACCACGACAUGAAUGGUCCUGUUUUUUGCGGGCUGGGGUCCGUGGCCUUUAAAUACUACAUGCUCUUCCAGCAUCAAAGCUUGGUCACAGAGACGGAGAACUCUGAGCCGAGCUGGAUCCUCGGACUCCAGACUGGGCCUUACAUACAUGAGCUGAGCCGCAGCGUCUUCUUAUCCUUGGGAGGCAAGGUCGCCUUACUCGCCGUCGACUGCCGAACGGAGCGGACCGAGAAUAAUGUGAUGAGGGAGAAGACGUGGGAAAAGAUUAUGAACCGGCUAUACGCAGAGAUACGACGGGGCCAGAUUGAACAUCUUCUUGUGCUCUCCGCGCUCCCCAUUGCCUAUCCCCGGUUUGACUGGUUGGAGAACUUCUUUACCUCGAAGUUCAUGAGCCCCGUCAAGGCGUUGGGCAGAACCGGCGUCUUUGGCAAAUCACUCAAUAGCAUCGACGGUCGGGCCGAAAUGCAAGACGACGUAAACGGUCACUGGGUUGCCAGGAACCACAAACAUGAGCGCAGUAUCGUCAUGGAAGAUUUACAGGACCUGGCAAUCGACAAGUCGAUGCGCAUCACCAUCUUGAGCGGUAACGUCAGCAUGGCCGCGGUGGGCCAGUUUUACUCGAACCCGAAGUUGGGGCUUGCAAAGCACAGGGAUCCGAGAUAUAUGCCAAACAUCAUCUCGUCGGCCGUGGCCAACAUGCCGCCGUCGGACCUGCUGGCGGAUGCUCUCAGCAAGCGAAACAAGGUGCAUCAUUUCGACAAACAGACGGACGAGGACGGAGCUCGAGAGUCUCUACGAGGCUCCCGGCCGCCCGUGUCCGGCAGGAUGGGUCUGUUCCGCAGCCUUUCCCGUCGAAGCUCGACCGAUAAGCAGCGUCCCGGUAUGCUGGGCAGAACCAUGUCUCUUGGCCGUGGCGAGGCCGAGGCGAGAGGAUAUCCGGAACCCGGGCGACAUACGAGCGAGAGUCGACUUGGUGGAGACCGCGCCAACGGUCGAUGGGCCGGCAACGGUGCUUACCUGGACCAUGGGUACGCUUCACCACAUGCAGCACAUGCGUCCAAUGCGCACAACGCUGUUGCUGGGCAGGAUGAGUAUACAGUGGGCGAUGAGUCUCAGUUCACCUCUGGACCGCCGCGCCGAGCGCAAACAAUCAGCAACCAGCGCCUACCUGGCCAUAGCGAGCCGGACAUGGUGGCCAUGCCAACUUUUCACAGGACGCCGACCGGGCUGUCGGCGAAGCAGAUGCGCCAGGCCGAGAAGUACAAGGUGGACCUGGAGGAGGGACUGGAUAUCCGACUCAACGUCGAGGUUAAUGCCCAGGAUCCGGCCGGAAUCACGGUCCCGUACCGGAUACUCGUGCCGCGGCUGCAGUACGAGUAUGACCCUGCCGAGGACGACUUGGCACAGAAGGGCGGGGGGGCUGAAAUGAGCGGACUGAAGCGGCUGUUUAGCUUUAGGAAGAAGGGCGCGAGGGCCAAGUCUAAUGAUUACGAGGACGACGUGACGAGUGACGAAGACGAAGAGGAAUACCCGGUGCGAUGA
This is a messenger RNA of Hirsutella rhossiliensis, 2784 nucleotides long. RefSeq names its product transcription factor. The record is from RefSeq and is a predicted model, not a curated record. The coding region runs from base 1 to 2784 and encodes 927 amino acids. Gene Ontology annotation, cellular component: membrane. NCBI's taxonomy places the organism in Eukaryota, Fungi, Ascomycota, Sordariomycetes, Hypocreales, Ophiocordycipitaceae. The transcript is spliced from 5 exons.